Molecule: messenger RNA, 1702 nt
Organism: Pelobates fuscus (common spadefoot toad)
Lineage: Eukaryota; Metazoa; Chordata; Amphibia; Anura; Pelobatidae
Product: chemerin-like receptor 1
Exons: 2
Coding region: 153-1076 (307 amino acids)
Biological process (GO): complement receptor mediated signaling pathway; positive regulation of cytosolic calcium ion concentration; inflammatory response
Cellular component (GO): plasma membrane
Molecular function (GO): N-formyl peptide receptor activity; complement receptor activity
Source: RefSeq, a predicted model, not a curated record
AGGACGCUGAACACUGCUCGCACUACAAUCCCCUUAAGCUGGAGAAAUCAGCUGGGAGAAAGAAUCUUUACUUGUCAAACGAUACAUCAAGCCUCACCUGUCAAACACUACAUUAGCGUUUGCGGAGCCAGAACUUAUAUUUAAUUUACGGGAUGAACUCCACGACAAAUUCAGAAACUGCACAGCUGCGUCAUGUCGUACAAGUGGUGGUCACAGUGAUCUUCAGCUUAAUUUUCGUCCUGGGAAUGAUGGGGAAUGGUACAGUUAUUUGGAUAACUGGCUGUCGACUGCAGAGGAGCAUCAACACAGUUUGGUUUUUCAAUCUAGCCCUGGCUGAUUUUAUCUCCACCUUUUUGGUCUUGGUCACUGUCCUAUACUUGUUACUGGAUCUCCACUGGCCUUUUGGACCAAUUCUGUGCAAAUUAGUUAACUGCAUAUUCGGUCUUACAAUCUAUGCCAGCAUCCUCCUGCUAAGUGCUAUCAGUAUUGACCGCUGUAUUCUGGUGAUUUUCCCAGUCUGGUGCCAAAAUUAUCGCAACCCCAGAAUGGUAUCAAUUACUUGCUUGGUGAUUUGGUUAGUCUCUGUUGCCCUGGUGCCUGGCUCCUAUACCCUCUCCGAGAUGUCCACGGAAAGCAACCGUAGCUCCUGCAAGAACCUUGAUGUUUUUGAAGACUGGGAAAAAAGAGAAGCUGCCAUCUUCACAGUUUGCAUUUUCCUCUACCAGUUUCUAGUACCCCUAUGUGUUAUAUUGAUUUCUUAUGCCAUCCUCCUACUUACAUUACAUAAGAAAAAACUGAACAGGUCAAGCAAACCAUUUCUUGUUGUUACAGGAGUGGUUUUCUCUUUCUUUCUCUGUUGGCUUCCCUAUCAUGCCUUGGCAUUGACUCGUGUCUUUCUGGGAAGCCUUCCAGUUUUGGUUAAUUUGGUAGCUGUACCACUGUCCAAGUGCUUAGCAAUGUUUAAUAGCUGUAUUAAUCCAAUACUCUAUGUAUUUAUCGGAAGAGAAUUCAAAGAUGCUGUAAAGAGGUCAUUGACACAAGUCUUUAAAACAGUUUUUGAGGAAACUCCGCAAUAAACAAAACAAUGUCAAUGUUUACAGACUCAAAACACUAUUACGGGACAGAAGUUGUACAUCCUUUGACUGCAAAACCUUUACCAGUAUAUAUAUUUGGACAUUGCUGCUACUAGACUGUAGUGUAUGGAUUAAACUGACUGAAACAACUUUAAUCAUGUUUGUGUUGGCCAAUGACAUUGAUCCACUCUAUUGUUGUGCAAGAACGAUUUUGACCAUCUGGAGAAGUUUUGUGUGCAGUAGUCAGGGAAACAGUUUGCAAAGAUGUAUAGAUGACUUGUACUUAUUGCUGUCACUUUGGAGCCAAGAAUUCAAUAUAAUUCCUACCAUAAUUUUCUCUGGUUCAUGAUAUGGAUGUAUUUGUAGAAAGUUACGUACUGUAUUUGUGUCAUGAACUAGGAAUUUGAAGUCAACACUCGGUGUCUCAAGAUCACUAAAUCCAUAGUCAUCAUUUGUAAAUGAAUUGUAAUUUCAAGGCUCCUCUGCAAAGUGAAUUCAUUCAAGAAGCUUACUAUUUGUAUUGUGUAAUAAUUUGUAACAGUGCCAUAACUGUAUUACAUACAUGGACCUCAUUGCAAAGUGCAUUUUUUCUGGUUAAGUCAAAUAAAUUAUCUGUGUAUACUGUGAAG